This is a messenger RNA of Mesoplodon densirostris (Blainville's beaked whale), 2664 nucleotides long. RefSeq names its product androgen receptor (gene AR). Gene Ontology annotation, cellular component: nucleus. Gene Ontology annotation, biological process: male gonad development; androgen receptor signaling pathway; regulation of DNA-templated transcription. The record is from RefSeq and is a predicted model, not a curated record. Gene Ontology annotation, molecular function: zinc ion binding; steroid binding; sequence-specific DNA binding. Lineage: Eukaryota; Metazoa; Chordata; Mammalia; Artiodactyla; Ziphiidae. The coding region runs from base 1 to 2664 and encodes 887 amino acids. The transcript is spliced from 8 exons.
AUGGAGGUGCAAUUAGGUCUGGGGAGGGUCUACCCCCGGCCGCCGUCCAAGACCUACCGAGGAGCUUUCCAGAACCUGUUCCAGAGUGUACGCGAAGUGAUCCAGAACCCGGGUCCCCGGCACCCUGAGGCCGCGAGUGCAGCACCUCCCGGCGCCCGUUUGCAGCAGCAGCAGGAGACCAGUCCCCAGCAGCAGCAGAGUGAGGAUGGCUCUCCCCAAGUCCAGAGCAGAGGCCCCACAGGCUACCUGGCCCUGGACGAGGGACAGCAGUCUUCACAACAGCAGUCAGCUCCUGAGGGCCCCCCGGAGAGCGGCUGCGUCCCAGAGCCGGGAGCUGCCUCGGCAGCCGGCAAGAGGCUGCAGCAGCCGCCGCCAGCACCUCCGGAAGAGGAUGACUCAGCUGCCCCAUCCACGUUGUCCGUGCUGGGCCCUACUUUCCCCGGCUUAAGCAGCUGCUCCACCGAUCUUAAAGACAUCCUGAGCGAGGCCGGCACCAUGCAACUUCUUCAGCAGCAGCAGCAACAGCAGCAGCAGGAGGCGGUAUCUGAAGGCAGCAGCAGCAGCAGCGGGAGAGCGAGGGAGGCCACUGGGGCUCCCAUCUCCUCCAAGGACAGUUACCUAGGGGGCAGUUCGACCAUCUCGGACAGCGCCAAAGAGUUGUGUAAGGCAGUGUCUGUUUCCAUGGGCUUGGGUGUGGAGGCAUUGGAGCAUCUGAGUCCUGGGGAACAGCUUCGGGGGGAUUGCAUGUACGCCCCGCUCCUGGGAGGUACACCAGCUGUGCGUCCCACUCCUUGUGCCCCGUUGGCUGAAUGCAAAGGUUCUCUGCUGGAUGAUGGCCCGAGCAAGGGCACCGAAGAGACUGCUGAGUAUUCCCCUUUCAAGGCAGGUUACACCAAAGGACUGGACAGUGAAAGCCUGGGCUGCUCUGGCAGCGGCGAAGCAGGGGGCUCCGGAACACUUGGGCUGCCAUCCGCCCUGUCUCUGUACAAGUCUGGAGCACUGGACGAGGUAGCAGCUUAUCAGAGUCGCGACUACUACAACUUUCCACUAGCCCUGGCCGGGCCGCCGCCCCGUCCGCCGCCUCCCCAUCCUCAUGCCCGCAUCAAGCUGGAGAGCCCCCUGGACUAUGGCAGCGCCUGGGCGGCCGCGGCGGCACAAUUCCGCUAUGGGGAUCUGGCGAGCCUGCACGGCGUGGGUGCAGCAGGACCGGGCUCAGGCUCACCCUCAGCUGCCGCCUCCUCUUCCUGGCACACUCUCUUCGCAGCCGAAGAAGGUCAGCUCUAUGGGCCCUGUGGCGGAGGCGGGGGCGGCAGCGCGGGCGAGGCAGGGGCUGUAGCCCCAUACGGCUACACUCGGCCACCUCAGGGGCUGGCGGGCCAAGAAGGUGACUUCCCCCCACCCGAUGUGUGGUAUCCCGGCGGCGUGGUGAGCAGAGUGCCCUAUCCAAGUCCAAGUUGUGUCAAAAGCGAAAUGGGCCCCUGGAUGGAGAGCUAUUCUGGACCUUAUGGGGACAUGCGUUUGGAGACUACCAAGGACCAUGUUCCGCCCAUCGACUAUUACUUUCCACCACAGAAGACCUGCCUGAUUUGUGGGGAUGAAGCUUCUGGCUGUCACUAUGGAGCUCUCACUUGUGGAAGCUGCAAAGUCUUCUUUAAAAGAGCCGCUGAAGGAAAACAGAAGUACCUGUGUGCCAGCAGAAAUGAUUGCACCAUCGAUAAAUUCCGAAGGAAAAAUUGUCCAUCUUGUCGCCUCCGGAAAUGCUAUGAAGCAGGGAUGACUCUGGGAGCCCGGAAGUUGAAGAAAAUUGGGAAUCUGAAACUACAGGAGGAAGGGGAGGCUUCCAGCACCACCAGCCCCACUGAGGAGCCAGCCCAGAAGCUGACAGUGUCACAUAUUGAAGGCUAUGAGUGUCAGCCCAUCUUUCUGAAUGUCCUGGAAGCCAUUGAGCCAGGUGUGGUGUGUGCUGGACAUGACAACAACCAGCCUGACUCCUUUGCAGCCUUACUCUCUAGCCUCAAUGAACUGGGUGAAAGACAACUUGUACACGUGGUCAAGUGGGCCAAGGCCUUACCUGGCUUCCGCAACUUGCAUGUGGACGACCAGAUGGCAGUCAUUCAGUACUCCUGGAUGGGGCUUAUGGUGUUUGCCAUGGGCUGGCGGUCCUUCACCAAUGUCAACUCCAGGAUGCUCUACUUUGCCCCUGACCUGGUUUUCAAUGAGUACCGCAUGCACAAGUCCCGGAUGUACAGCCAGUGUGUCCGAAUGAAGCACCUCUCUCAAGAGUUUGGAUGGCUCCAAAUCACCCCCCAGGAAUUUCUGUGCAUGAAGGCACUGCUGCUCUUUAGCAUUAUUCCAGUGGAUGGGCUGAAAAAUCAAAAAUUCUUUGAUGAACUUCGAAUGAACUACAUCAAGGAACUUGAUCGUAUCAUUGCAUGCAAGAGAAAAAAUCCCACAUCCUGCUCAAGGCGCUUCUACCAGCUCACCAAGCUCCUGGACUCUGUGCAGCCUAUUGCACGAGAGCUGCAUCAAUUCACUUUUGACCUGCUAAUCAAGUCCCACAUGGUGAGCGUGGACUUUCCAGAAAUGAUGGCAGAGAUCAUCUCUGUGCAAGUGCCCAAGAUCCUUUCCGGGAAAGUCAAGCCCAUAUAUUUUCACACGCAGUGA